AUGGGAUCUAAGAGGAAAGCACUUGAAAUGAUUACAAAUAUAUUUUGUAAAAAAUCGAAAGAAAAUGAGACUUUGGAGACCAAAUGUGAAUCAAAUGAUAGAAUCGAUAAUAAUAUGAAUCCGAAUCAAAGCCUACAGACUCUAACAGCCAUUGAAAGCGAUAACAAAUCGUGUUUUUCUGAGACUUACCCAAAAUCUCCAAUUUCUCCAAGAGUUAAGAAUUUUGACUCCGAUAUGGAAACUCUUAUGCUUUCCCGACACGACAACCCUUAUAUUAUACAACAAAUUGAGAGAUUGUCCACUAAAGACAUGUUGAGCAUAUCGGGUGAUCCGUCACCCGUCCGUUCAAUUCAAAAAAUAUCAUUAAAUAAUUUGGAGUCAAACUCGAUCACUGACAACAACUUUAUGAUGGACUCGGAAACAGCAGAAGCAUUUGAGGACAAUCUUCACGACAAACUGAUCCGAUCUCCUCCGCCACAAUUUCCUAACAAUUUGUCUCAUUUUCUUUUUCCUGGAGUUUCUGCGUCCAGUAUUCACACAAAUAGUGAUUACUCACCUUCUCGUCAAUAUUUAAGUCCUAAUUCAAGAGCCAAUAAUCGUUUACAAAUGAAUUCAUCCAAUAAAUCACAAAACAAUUUAUUAUCGAUUGUAAGCACAUCUCAGAAAGACAGUCAACAUUUAGAGAUAAAUCCUAAUCAUUGCAAUAAAUAUGAAAGACGUGGAUCUGAUAGUUCAUUGCUUCCUAAUAACUGGAAGACUACUUUUUAUACCCAAUCAAUGGCAGUCUCGAGUUCUUCACUUUUAACAUUUCCAUCCCGUUGUCCACCGUUUAAGUCGUCGGCAAACCAUUUGUCAAACGAUUCAAAUAUGAGUUAUAGUGAAUGCCAAACAUCACAAUCAAAUGAUAUUAACAAUGAUAUGGCAAUCGAUGAGAUGGAUAUCUAUCAAGAUUUAGAUGAAAAUAGUAAAAACCACUGCAAUGACUGCUGGACUCUCAUUAGUUCCAGUGAUAGCAGAGAAGCACUUCUUCAAGACAUCAAACAAAUCAAUUAA
Oppia nitens is the source of this 1053-nucleotide messenger RNA. RefSeq lists its product as uncharacterized. The transcript has 2 exons. Bases 1 to 1053 code for a protein of 350 amino acids. NCBI's taxonomy places the organism in Eukaryota, Metazoa, Arthropoda, Arachnida, Sarcoptiformes, Oppiidae. The record is from RefSeq and is a predicted model, not a curated record.